This is a messenger RNA of Rhizophagus irregularis DAOM 181602=DAOM 197198, 1063 nucleotides long. RefSeq lists its product as uncharacterized. Lineage: Eukaryota; Fungi; Glomeromycota; Glomeromycetes; Glomerales; Glomeraceae. Gene Ontology annotation, cellular component: endoplasmic reticulum membrane. Gene Ontology annotation, biological process: vacuolar proton-transporting V-type ATPase complex assembly. The record is from RefSeq and is a predicted model, not a curated record.
UAAAACAACUAUUACGCUUGUCAUGAAUGACAGUUCGACUAUUAACAAAGCGGUAACCGUAGAUCCUGACGAUAAAGAUCUCGUAAUUGCUCAUGAAUAUUCCGGAGAUAAAUCUAAAAUUGAUAGGGUCAUUGUCACAGAGGUCAGAGAAGAAAAACCACAACUUGAGGACAACGACGAUGAGGAUCUAGAAACGUCAACUCCAGCUACUCCGGAAAGUGAAGAAGAUCUUAUAAACACGAUUUCUAGAGUAGCACCUGAAUUGUCACCAUUUAUACGUGAUUUAAAACAGGUAUCGGAUAAAUUGGAUCCUAUAAAACGUUCUUGGAACAAUUUGAAAUUACGUAAAGGUUUGGGGUAUUCUAUAACAACUGAAACUGAUAAUGACAAUAUUAAAAGUGAUGAGGAAGAAAAAUUAUUACAAGAAGCAAUUGACUCUAUUAGGGAAGCAAUGACCAAAGUAGUUGAAUUCGAAAAUCAAGUAGAUCAAGAAGAAGGAAAAGUGACACUAUCAAAUUCUCAUGUACAAACUUUAAUUCAACCUACCUCUUCGUCACCAUCAUCAGUAGUUGCUGACGUUAUGGAAUCUAUGAUUACACCCGGAUUUAAUAAUAAUGUUGUAUUGGCCAUGAAUAUUUGUUUCUGGUUAUUGUUUACGGCCUUGAUUUUCAUGACCAUUUUGACAGAUUACAAUUACAUGGUAUUACUUAACCUGGGCAUUUCGAUUUUGUUAUACAUUUCCUUGUGUUGGUUUAUUGUGGUUACUCGUGCAUCACAAUUAGAAGAAGCAGCUGAAAUUGCAAAGAAGAAUGAUUAAAUUGACAUUUUUAAUAACAUUUCCACUAGCUUAUUUACAUUUAUUAUAUAAUCAUUCAAGUAUCCUAAUAGAUAAUAUUAAGAGCAAUUUAUUGAAUUGGUUGCGCAUUUAGAAUACUUGUAUGUUCAUCAAAUUGUAUAAUUGGUCAUGUGAAUUAUGUGAAGGAAAAUAGCUGUCCAUUUCGUGAUUUACAGUAUUUUAACUAUAACACUACAUAUUCCGGGAUUAAUAAAAAAAAAAUUCACU